Molecule: messenger RNA, 438 nt
Organism: Erigeron canadensis
Lineage: Eukaryota; Viridiplantae; Streptophyta; Magnoliopsida; Asterales; Asteraceae
Product: ethylene-responsive transcription factor ERF098-like
Exons: 1
Coding region: 1-423 (140 amino acids)
Biological process (GO): ethylene-activated signaling pathway; regulation of DNA-templated transcription
Molecular function (GO): DNA-binding transcription factor activity; DNA binding
Source: RefSeq, a predicted model, not a curated record
AUGGAAGGUGGUGGUUCUUUUAAGGGAAAAACCAUGUAUGAUGAUGAAGGCCAACUAGAGGCUCGAUACCGAGGUGUCCGAAGGCGGCCAUGGGGUAAAUAUGCAGCUGAGAUUCGCGACCCAAAUAAAAACGGGCAGAGAAUAUGGCUUGGUACAUUUGACACAGCUGAGGAUGCGGCUCGUGCUUAUGAUCAAGCGGCUUUCAACCUUCGAGGUCAUCUUGCCACCCUCAAUUUUCCAGCUGAGUACUUGUCUAAACUCCCCGAACCCCCUUCGUACAAGCCUUCAUCAAAGUCUUAUUCGCCUUCUUCAGGAGGUUCUUCAUCCGUCGGAAAAGACAAACAAGUAAUUGUACUUGAGUACUACGAUGAUCGUCUAUUACAGCAACUGCUUCAUGACACUUCAAUGGACAGUAAUAAAUAACCCUUUAUUUUCAAA